CUAUAUAACAAAGGCCGAUAAUAUAUGUAAUUCUCUUCUCCUGCUCGGAACGGAUUCAUCGUCUUACAUAGGUAUCUACAAUCUAAAAUUCGUUGUUCGGAGCCGUCAGGUUUUAGCAUAUAUCAGUUAGAAACCCCCCGCGAUUAGUAAUAUGACCAUUUUGAACCAUUCUUUCCCAUAGAAGCUAUUCACAGUAUUUACUACUUAUCAGUCGGGUCGCCGACCGGGGACCUUCCAGGGCAUAUUGUAUUCAUCGUAUACGCGGCGUAUGAAAAAGCAACACGUACUUAACAUUAAUCAGCAUGUAACACUACAUAUAUCCAAGGCUAUACUUCAUUUUCAUCCAAGUUCUUUCCUCUCGGCCUUAUUUACACUCCCAUAAUUAUCGUCUACAUAGCAUCACGUAAAUCGCAUUAUAACAUAAUAAUCAGUAUCCAUUCCGUCGCAAUCAAAAUGGCGUUCAAUGUACGACAAGCAUCUCUCUCGGAUAUUCCGGCCAUGAUAGACACAUACUACGACGCCUUCGAUGGCCACCCAUUUCUCAUACGAGUAUAUGGUCCACGUUCGAAAGAAAUGGACGCCCAUUUAGCAAAGUCGAUGGAAAGUGAGAUACAAGACCCGAACUCGCGGUACUUGGUCUUAACCGAGCUUAAUUCCAAGGGCCAGGAAAACAUCAUCGCUCUCGGCAAAUGGCUAGUGCUCACGCCUACGUCUCCGCCUUCACCACCCCUUGCCUUGCCCGCGGAAGCUGAUGUCGCCUUCGUCGAGGGGUUUCUGGGGGUGAUUAUCAAAAAGCACAAAGAGAUCAUGCAAGACCGCCCGCACUGGUAUCUAGAUGUGCUAGGAGUCCGGCGUGGGUCCCGACGGCAGGGUGCAGGCCAACAAUUGUUGCGGUGGGGAUUAAGUAAAGCUGACCAGGACGGCGUGGAAACCUUCUUAGCCGCUAGCCCAGCCGGUGUGCCCCUGUACGAAAAAAAUGGCUUCAAAAUCAUGGAGCAGGUCCUGCUAGAUGAAGGGACUCGUCUUGAGACCUUCAUGGUGCGACCAGCCAAGAAGGCUUGAGCCCAACCGCAAUCAUCUGCCGUGAUAUUCGGUGAUGUCAUCUAUAUACAUUUUCUGCAUUUCAAUUAGGAUACUAUUUGAGAAGAUCAGGGUACUAAUACCGAAAAACUCGAAAUUGUCCUAUCGAUCCCUGGCAUAUCAAGUUGGUUUGAUCAUUGAUUUCACCCAGCUUACUUGUAGCUACCUAGGGUUGCGGAAUGUAUUAUUCAAACGUAUUAUUCGCGUAUUAUUCAAAUAUAAUAUUGCAUUUUAUUAUAAAAUGCAGUGGGUCCGAAAUGGAAAAGUGGAUCGGUACAUAAGUGGAGUAAAUUUUGCACCAAAAUUUGGUGAUAUUACCUAAUUUUACAGGUAUUUAAGGCGCGCAAAUCUCGAUACAUGUAUGUCGUUUAAGUGAUCCGGCUGAACUAAGCUUUGAAGAUUGCGUUGGACUUUGAUCAUAAUGUGCUCGAAGAGCAUGAUCAAAUCGGCGCCCCAUUGCAUAGGGAAAAUGGCAAAAAUGUCCAUAUUCUUUAGCUUCAAAUCCUGUAAAUCUUCCAUAUUAUUUCAGAGUGUAAAGC
Hypoxylon fragiforme is the source of this 1619-nucleotide messenger RNA. RefSeq names its product acyl-CoA N-acyltransferase. The record is from RefSeq and is a predicted model, not a curated record. NCBI's taxonomy places the organism in Eukaryota, Fungi, Ascomycota, Sordariomycetes, Xylariales, Hypoxylaceae. The transcript has a single exon. Gene Ontology annotation, molecular function: acyltransferase activity, transferring groups other than amino-acyl groups. The coding region runs from base 454 to 1062 and encodes 202 amino acids.